AUGAAAAGAGCAACUAUGGCUUCUACCUUUCUACCAAAACAUUCUCACGGCUAUGCCAUUCGAUCCAUAAGCUUGCCAACUAGAUCACAUCCAAGCACAAUUCGAAUUGAAGAGGAGCUUAACAAGCUGAAAUCAUGGGAGGUUUCAUCUUCCUCUGAAGUGGAGAGAAUUUUCUUUGGUCUCUCAGGCCUUGCAGAGUUGUACAAGUCCAUGGAAGAUCUUUUGAAAUUGCCACUCACCCUACAAGCAUUGUUUCAUCAUCACAACCAAAAAUGGGUUGAUGAGUUGCUAGAUUGUCCAGUGAGAUUCUUGGACAUAUUGGGAGAAACAAGGGAUGCCAUCAUGCUAAUGAAGGGAAACGUUAGAGACCUUCAAUCAGCACUUAGAAGGAGAAAGGUUGGAGACUUGGUGAUUGAAAGCCAUGUGUCUUCAUAUUGGAGUCUCAGAAGUGAAGGGUCAUCAUUUGGGGCCUCUCCUCUUUUGGAUCUCAAUCACCAUGUUUCAGCAGUUGUGAGGGUUCUAAGAGAAGCUAGCUUGAUCACCAGCUCCAUCUUUCAAGUGAUAAGGAAAGGGGCACUUGUUCAAUGCAACAAUGAACAGGAGAAUGUGAAUGAAUUGGAAAAAGUGGAUUUGGCACUUUGCAGAAUGGUCAUGGAUAACCUAGACAAAGAUUUUGAAGCUGAGAACAUUCAAAGUGCACAUAAAGAGCUUGAGGGUGUGGUGGUAGUCAUUGAAGGGCUUGAAAAUGGAUUGGAUUGCUUGUUUAAGCACCUUAUUAAUACUCGAGUGUCUUUUCUCAAUAUAGUCUCUCCCUGA
This is a messenger RNA of Sphenostylis stenocarpa, 816 nucleotides long. The record is from the annotation of a GenBank genome assembly. Lineage: Eukaryota; Viridiplantae; Streptophyta; Magnoliopsida; Fabales; Fabaceae.